Scatophagus argus is the source of this 1682-nucleotide messenger RNA. RefSeq names its product homeobox C3a (gene hoxc3a). Gene Ontology annotation, cellular component: nucleus. NCBI's taxonomy places the organism in Eukaryota, Metazoa, Chordata, Actinopteri, Scatophagidae. Gene Ontology annotation, biological process: regulation of transcription by RNA polymerase II. Gene Ontology annotation, molecular function: RNA polymerase II cis-regulatory region sequence-specific DNA binding; DNA-binding transcription factor activity, RNA polymerase II-specific. The transcript has 2 exons. The coding region runs from base 115 to 1035 and encodes 306 amino acids. The record is from RefSeq and is a predicted model, not a curated record.
CCUUUAUACCUUAAUGUUAAUUGUGAUCGGAUAUUAGACAGACAGAAGUCCUAGUCUUUAGUGCUGUUGAGGGAUUCCUGGUUUUAUUUGAGACAGUUUGAUGAGCUGGAUUUCAUGGACCCCCAACAGCCUGCCCCCCCACUGCAGCUGCAUGGCAACAGUUUUGCUAUGAGCUCUGGACAAGUGCCAAAACAAAGCAGGGGAGGAGGAGGAGGAGGAGGAGGAGGAGGACGUUGUGGUGGUGUUGGUGGUGGAGAAGGCCAAGAAGCAGAAUUUAAUCAGCAAAACUUGACCUCCUCUGCUCAUGUCAGUUCCAGGUUGAACCCAGGUGAGCAGUUUCAGUGUCCACUGGAGCCUCUGGUUCACUGCCAUGCCAAGGGCAAGCUGGACAUCAAGGGCCAGAGCUGCAGUCUACUCGCCAUCUGCCACUCAGGAGUAAUGUAUCCCUGGAUGAGUCCACGGACAACCAACUCUGAACAAUCCGUCGGCGGCGGCGGCGUGGCGGCAGAUCUGUCAGGCAGCGGAAAGCUGGGCCUGAGACGGGAGAGAACGGCCUUCACCAACAGCCAGCUGCUGGAGCUGGAGAAGGAGUUUCACUUCAGCCCUUACCUGUGUCGUCCCCGCAGGCUGGAGAUGGCCGCCGGGCUGCAGCUCACCGAUCACCAGGUCAAGAUCUGGUUUCAGAACCGCAGGAUGAGAUACAAGAAGGAGCACAAGUACAGAAAGGUGGCCGGUUCGUCCCAGUGGUCUCCCUGCGAACCCUCCCUGAGCUUGAGCUCAUGUGAGGACCACCUGAGAUUCCCAUGCGUUGUUAGAACUCCUUCCUCUUCCUCAUCAGAGCUGCAAUAUGUGGAUUAUGAACCGAUGCCAUCCUCUCUCUUUGGCGCUCACAAUGACACCAGCAGUGGUCAGUGUAUUCGCCACACAGACUUGCCCCAUCUGAGCUGCAUACUUCCAUCUGUUGCAAAUGGCCUCCCGCCCUCCUGCAUGGGCGCAGAUAGUCAUCACCAUGCUGGCAUUUCAAAUUGGCCCUAGGGUCCCAUAAUGGCCAUCCCUCCCGUGCUCAUCAAAAUCUCAAUGAUACAUCCACUCUCACUUACUUAUGAAAGACGGGAGGAUGUCUGAUUAGCAUCCCUGUGCUGUAAUCCCCUGAACGCACCCGUUCACCAUUCAUGAAACAUUUUAAUUAAACUAUGUGAGCAUAUCUUAAUUAAAGGAGAGCUACAGUGAUAUCAUUUAUGUUUCUCAGGCACGGUUGCUGAAGGCUGCGGGUCUUCAAACUUGCUGCUCAUAUUGUACAUACACAGCAUGCAUGAGACACACGAGCAAUUAAUAAUUCCACGUUGUUUUGCUGUAAUUUCGUGACUGUUACAUUUGUAUUGUCGUUGCAUGUUUAAUGCAUGUGAGAAUCACAGUGAGUGAGUUUUCUAUUUCCCUCUGUUGUCAGAUAAUAGCUAAAUGGCUGCCAUAUUUUCCAAGUGUCACAUUAGGCCUUUUUUCGUUAUGUACUUUAAAUAGCAGGUCGUUUGUGUAAAAUGUUUUAACUGUGAAAUGAGCAGAAUAAUGCUCAUAUUGAAUGAUGUUAUAUUUUUGUUAAAGCCAUUAAAGGAUACGGCAAGUCUUUGAUACUGUUCUUGAUUAAUUGCGAUGUCACAUACUGUAUAUGCUUAAUAAAUGCAUUU